AUGCAGUGCCCGGUGACAGAAAGUGGCCCGCUUUUUACCUCAGGAAUUAAGAAACAUGUGAAAGACAAAAGAAUUUCAAAGACUGCUAAGUUGAAUGUUUCUCUUGCUUCAAAAAUCAAAACAAAAAUAUUAAACAAUUCUUCUAUUUUCAAAAUCUCUUUAAAGCACAACAACAGGGCAUUAGCUCAGGCUCUUAGUAGAGAAAAAGAGAAUUCUCAAAGAAUUACAACUGAAAAGAUGCUUUUGCAAAAAGAAGUGGAGAAACUGAAUUUUGAGAACUCAUUUCUUCGCCUAAAGCUAAAUAACUUGAAUAAGAAGCUUAUAGAAACAGAAGCUUUCAUGAGCAAUAGCUUGAUAACUGCAAUUGAAAUGAGCAGUCUCUCAGAGUUCCAUCAGAGUUCCUUUCUAUUACCAGGAAGCAAGAAGAAACGAGUUAGUAAACAGUGCAAGUUGAUGCGUCUUCCAUUUGCAAGGGUUCCAUUAACUUCCAAUGAUGAUGAUGAUGAUGAUGAUAAAGAGAAAGAGAAAACACAGUGUGAUAACAAUAUUAAAUCAAAGACAUCACCUGAUAUUCCUGCCUCAGUAUCAACAAGGCAACGUUUAUCAACUCAAAGUGACUUAGAGUUGUUACUUCUUAAAGAAAAUAAUCAGAAUGUGUAUGGUUUAGAUGACUCAGAACGUAUUUCUUCUAAUGUUGAUGUACUACCCAAAGAAAGCCAUUCUCACUCAGACCAAAGUUCUAAGAGUUCUCUAAUGAAUGAGAUGAAGGAUGCCUUGUCUAUCAGCCACAGAUGGGAACGACCUUCUCCUAGUAAUGUGACUGAAAGGAGGAAGCGUGGGCCAUCUUGGGAUUCAAAUGAUCUUUCUGCAGACACUCCCUGUGUGACACUUUUAGAUCAACAGCACAUUUCCAGUUCAGAAUUAAAUUGGAAUAAUGAGAUAAGUGAUCAUAGUAACAAAAUGAAUGCUGAAAUGCAAAGAAAUGCACAGUGUCUUCCUGAGGUAUCUUCAAAGUCUGCCAGUGAACCUAAUGCAGAGUGCGUGAAUCAAGUUCAAGAUAAUAAUGACUUUCAGUUGCAGAAAACUCUGUAUGAUGCUGACAUGGAUCUAACUGCUAGUGAAGUAAGCAACAUUGUUAUCGUUUCAACAGGCAGUAAAAAUAAAAGUAAUAAAAAAGCAAGUGAGUUUGGAAUGAAAACUUUCAGAAAAGUAAAAGAUUCAAGCUCUGAGAAAAAGAGAGAAAAAUCAAAGAGACAAUUUAAAAAUAGAUCAGAUGUAGAUAUUGAGGAAAAGAUUGAAAAUGGACCAGAAAGAAAAUCUGUUGUCCUGAAUGACAAAAGGGAUUCAGAAGAUCCAGAUUUUAUCUUCAGUACUGAACAAUUGACUCAAGUGAACUUACUGAAGAAAAUAACCCCUCAUAAUGGCUUUCAUCAAGAUGACAGACAAAAUACGCAGUGUAAUAAAAAGAAGAGAAGAACACGUGUAAUAAAUGAGCAAGAGGAAACAUAUUUUUCCUCCCAAAGUUCAGAUAAAUUUCAGCAGGAGAGUAAAUUUGAUAUGGGUCAGAAUCCCCUUACUUGUAAUAAAAGUAAAGCUCUUAGACAGACAUUUGUGAUUCAUAAGUUAGAAGUAGAUAAUUUAUUCUCAAGCCAAAAGGAUAAAGUAACCAUUUCUGAAAACCUAGAAAUGACAAAUGAAUUUCAAACACUUGAUAUUUCCACCAAAGAUAAUGGAAAUUUAUGUGAUUAUGAGACCCAGAAUAUAUUGGAUUUGAAAAAGUAUGUCGCUGAUAUGCAACCUGCUGAGCAAAAUGAAUCAAAAAUAAAUAAGCCUAGGAAGAAAGGAAAUCGGAAGACAGAAAUCAUUUCUGGAGUGAACCACAUGUCUGAGGAUAAUGAUAAAGAUGUGCGUGCCUCCAGGAAAGGCAAUUUUGUCUUCCAAACCCAGGAGAAUAAGGAAAUUAUCACUGGAGACCUAAAAAAUUUAAAAGAGUUUCAAAUUCCUACUCUUUUCACUGGAGAUAACAGAUACCUAUAUGAUGAUAUGACCCAGAAUGUGUUGGGUUUGCAAAAGCAGAUUACCAAUGCGUACCCUGUUCAGCAAAGCAAGUCAAAAGUUAAUAAGAAGCUUAGGCAGAAAGUCAAUCGGAAGACAGAAAUAAUUUCUGAAGUGAAUCAUUUAGACAAUGACAAAAGUGUGUAUUGCCCAGUAAAGGAUAGCUCACUCUUUCUAACUCAAAAGGAUAAGGAAAUCAUCCCUGGAAACCUAGAAGAGUCAAGUGAGUUUCAAACACCUGUUUUUUCUACCAGCAAUAGUGGAAAUCUAUGUGAUUAUGAGGUUCAGAAUGUUUUGGAGAUGAAAAAGCAGGUCCAUGAUAUGCAACCUGCUCAAGAAAAUGAUUCAAAAGUAAACAAGAAGCUUAGACGAAAAACAUAUCAAAAGACAGAAAUAAUUUCUGAAAGCACCCAAAUGUAUGAGAAUGAUAAAGGUGUGUGUGACCCAGAAAAAGGUAACUUCUUUUCUCUAACCCAAAAGGAAAAAGAAACCAUUUCCGAAAACCUACAAGUCACAGAUCAAAAUGAAUUUCAAACAGCUGACCUUCCAACCGAAGAUAAUGAAAAUUUGUGUGAUUAUGAGAUGCAGAAUAUAUUGGAUUUGAAAAAGUAUGUCACUGAUAUGAAACCUUCUGAGCAAAAUGAAUCAAAAAUAAAUAAGAAGCUUAGGCAUAAAGUAAAUUGGAACACUACAGAAGUAACUUCUGAAAUGAACCAGAUAUAUGAGGAUAAUGAUAAAGAUGUACAUGGCCAAGAAAGCUAUACAAGAGAUCUUGAUUUUAAGAUGAAUAAAUCUAAACAAAGACUUGAAUGUGAAGGUAUUACCAGUGGACACUAUAUGGAAAUCAACAAUAAUGAAAAGGAAAAUUGUGAUCACAUUUCACAUUCUUGCAAACUAGUUAAAAAGCAUAGGAAAGAGUCAUCGGGCAAGGCAAAGAAUGUUUUGACAAAAGGUAAGAACAAAUCUGCUUUGCAGUUAACAGACUCUUCACAGACAUUUAUCUCUUUAGAAGCUGAUUUAAAAUAUAUCACUAGUGAAGCAGAUUCUAAUCCGGGAAACCCCACUGAACUACAUAAGACUCAGAAACAAAGCACUACGACACUGAAUAAAAAAAGAGAGAGAGACAUUUCUUUUGUGGAAGAGAUAGAAGAAGGAGAGUGCCAGGUUAAAAAAGGAAAUAAAAUGACAUCCAAAUCAAAGAAAAGAAAGACCUUCGUAGAUCCUUCUUCAGAGAGCCAUGAAACAGUGGAGAGAAUUCUUGACAAUGAUCAGGGAAAGUCUGUUGAAUUUGAAAAAGCUGAUAAGGAAAACAAUUUGGAGAAUGAGAAAAUGGUCAAAAAUAAGCCAGACUUUUACAGAAAAAUGUUCAAAUCUUUAUCUCAGAUAUAUUCACCUACCAUACAAGAGUCUUCCUUUGACAGUGUUCAUGAAGAUGCAGUACCUUUGUGUAUUUCUUCUAGCAAAAAUCUGAUAAUGAAAGAAAAUUCUGCCCUGGAGUGCUCACCAGCAUUUCAGUUAAGUGGUGACAAGCAUGAGAAGAUGAACGAAAGGAAAUGUCAAGUCAACCAAAGAAUGCAAAAAUCAGGAACAGGUGGCAGACCAUUACAGAACUUGACAAAUACCAGUUUUGUUUCGAAAAUCACUGCUAAAUCUGAAAACAUGUCAGAAGAUCUGUCUUUGGAGCUGACAAGCAGAAGAAGAAGGUGUGCUCCUAUUUCUUUAAAAGAGCCAAGCCUCAGAGAGUAA
Carlito syrichta (Philippine tarsier) is the source of this 3801-nucleotide messenger RNA. It is a transcript of the gene SGO2, whose product is annotated as shugoshin 2. NCBI's taxonomy places the organism in Eukaryota, Metazoa, Chordata, Mammalia, Primates, Tarsiidae. The transcript is spliced from 7 exons. The record is from RefSeq and is a predicted model, not a curated record. The coding region runs from base 1 to 3801 and encodes 1266 amino acids. Gene Ontology annotation, cellular component: chromosome, centromeric region.